Messenger RNA from Alexandromys fortis (reed vole), 1894 nucleotides. It is a transcript of the gene Msx1, whose product is annotated as msh homeobox 1. Gene Ontology annotation, biological process: embryonic morphogenesis; regulation of transcription by RNA polymerase II. The record is from RefSeq and is a predicted model, not a curated record. The coding region runs from base 223 to 1134 and encodes 303 amino acids. Gene Ontology annotation, molecular function: DNA-binding transcription factor activity, RNA polymerase II-specific; RNA polymerase II transcription regulatory region sequence-specific DNA binding. The transcript has 2 exons. Gene Ontology annotation, cellular component: nucleus. Lineage: Eukaryota; Metazoa; Chordata; Mammalia; Rodentia; Cricetidae.
GGAGCCGGCGAGUGAGCCCGGGAACUCGGCCUGCGCGGCGCAGGGAUCCAGGCCCAGCUCGCCCCAGCUGGCCUUUAGGGGAGCCGCGGGAGGCUCGCACGGGAGGAUCGGCCGGGGCCAGGGUCCCGGGAGCUCGCAGAAGCCGGCCGCGCUCCCAGCCAGCCCGAAACCCAUGCUCCAGGGCGGGCCCGAGCUGCGGCUGGAGUGGAGGUCCGGCUCUGCAUGGCCCCAGCUGCUGCUAUGACUUCUUUGCCACUCGGUGUCAAAGUGGAGGACUCCGCCUUCGGCAAGCCUGCAGGGGGAGGCGCUGGUCAAGCCCCCAGCGCUGCUGCGGCCACGGCGAGCACCAUGGGCACAGAUGAGGAGGGGGCUAAACCCAAAGUGCCCGCUUCUCUUCUACCCUUCAGCGUGGAGGCCCUCAUGGCUGAUCACAGGAAGCCCGGGGCCAAGGAGAGCGUCCUGGUGGCCUCCGAGGGGGCUCAGGCAGCGGGUGGCUCCUUGCAGCACUUGGGUACCCGACCCGGGUCUCUGGGCGCCCCAGAUGCGCCCUCCUCGCCGCGACCUCUCGGCCAUUUCUCAGUCGGGGGACUCCUCAAGCUGCCAGAAGAUGCUCUGGUGAAGGCCGAGAGCCCUGAGAAGCCAGACCGAACCCCGUGGAUGCAGAGUCCCCGCUUCUCCCCGCCCCCAGCCAGGAGACUGAGUCCCCCGGCCUGCACCCUACGCAAGCACAAGACCAACCGCAAGCCAAGGACGCCCUUCACCACUGCGCAGCUACUGGCUCUGGAGCGCAAGUUCCGCCAGAAGCAGUAUCUGUCCAUCGCCGAGCGCGCCGAGUUCUCCAGUUCGCUCAGCCUCACCGAGACGCAGGUGAAGAUCUGGUUCCAGAACCGCCGCGCCAAGGCCAAGAGACUGCAGGAGGCUGAGCUGGAGAAGCUGAAAAUGGCUGCGAAGCCCAUGCUGCCGCCCGCUGCUUUCGGCCUCUCUUUCCCUCUCGGCGGCCCUGCAGCGGUAGCCGCGGCCGCGGGCGCCUCGCUCUACAGUGCCUCUGGCCCUUUCCAGCGCGCUGCGCUGCCCGUGGCGCCCGUGGGACUCUACACGGCCCAUGUAGGCUACAGCAUGUACCACCUGACAUAGGAGGGUCCAGAGUCGCCUCUCUGUUGUGCCACUAGUCCCCUCUCCCCUCCCCCCAUGCCACCUCUUUUAGCAGCUGGAGUCCUUCCUUGGUAUCUCCGCUGCCCAACACUGUCUGGUUCCUUCUCUUAAAACCCCUGCUGCAGUUCCUCCAAUUCCUUCCUACAGUUUCUCCAAGUCUGAUCCCAUCUGGGGGGAAAAGUGGCUGGAAGGGUCUGGAUUCUUCGAGGGAUCUAGAUUUAUACCCACGAGUUAUAGAUGUGGAAAUUAAGGGCACGGAGGCCAAGAGAUUUAUCCGUGGUCCCCAGCAGAAUUAGAGGUUGAAGGAGACUAGAGGCCAAAAGGACUAGAGGCCCAUGACUCCAACUGCUUCCGGUCCUGGAACCAGGCAGGACUUGCGCAGAGAAAUUGCUGUUUGGUGCUUCGGGAAAUGAACAGAGUCCUAUAGAAAGCAAGGAGCCCAGCUCCUUCCACUGUCAAACUCCAAGAGCUUUAGCAGCAAAGCGUUGCUCUGAGCGGGCAGGGCACUUGCUGGUGCUUUACAAAGGUAGGUUGAAGAGAAUUCCCAGGACCAGGAAAAAAAAGUAAAAAAAACAAAAUCUGUUUCUAUUUAACAGUACAUUUUCGUGGCUCUCAAACAUCCCUUUUGAAGGGAUCAUGUGUACUAUGUAAUAUACUGUAUAUUUGAAAUUUUAUUAUCAUUUAUAUUAUAGCUAUAUUUGUUAAAUAAAUUAAUUUUAAGCUACAAGCUAUGAAGUCUGCA